Penicillium taxi is the source of this 1221-nucleotide messenger RNA. RefSeq lists its product as uncharacterized. Lineage: Eukaryota; Fungi; Ascomycota; Eurotiomycetes; Eurotiales; Aspergillaceae. The record is from RefSeq and is a predicted model, not a curated record. The transcript has a single exon. The coding region runs from base 1 to 1221 and encodes 406 amino acids. Gene Ontology annotation, molecular function: protein binding.
AUGUCAUCAUUUUUCAAAAAGCCAGAAUGGGCAGUUAAAAAGGAUACCACUGAGCCUCAGUUUUAUCGAAGGUCGAAACAGACCUACUCUGAUAUUGUCGCAGCAGAUCGACAGGCACAAAGCAAGCAGAAAAUUACGGCCGAAUCCUCUGAAAAUAUCUCACCGAAAGAGGUCAGGGAUCAUAAGCGGCCUCGAAUUUCUGAUGAACUAGAGGAGAAGGAUACCAAAUCUCCUGUCACCUCACUUCCAGAAGAUGAAUUUGGAGAAGAAAUUGAAGAAGAAAAUGAAAGUGUUACCGUUGGCCCACCAGCUGAUCGCAGCAAAUGUCAUGGAGCUAUCAUCGAUGAAGAGGCUUUACCACCAACCACACAUUCUACCAACCACCUGAAUGAAACUUCAACAAGCCGACCAGAUCAAUCUCAUUUAUGCAGCUCACUUGCCUGUCAUAUACCCCAACCUCUCCAAAAAAUUCCGAGGAACAGUGAGAGUUCAUCGAUCAGACCAGGCAUAUUUGAUCAGCCAAUUAAGUCCACAACCCCCCAUCUUAAAAUACCUCAGCCUGCGAAAAUAAAUGAUCCUGUUUUGGAUGACCCAGUUGUCCAGAUCUUGAUAACAUCGGUCAUUCCAAACACAAAACCAUUGCUCAUUCAACGGAAAAUGUCGCAGGCACUGCGGGAAGUACGCUGGGCAUGGUGCAAACGCCAGGGACUUACACUAGAGGAACAAUCACGAAUCUAUCUUACCUGGAAAGGCCGACGGCUCUUUGAUGUAACGACCUGCCGGGGAUUAGGGAUCAAAUCAGAGCGUAAAAUUUCGCACUCGAUUAUCGAUGAUGACCUUGGUACAAGUCCUACAGAACUCCGCAUCCAUAUAGAGGCCGUCACCGAUGACCCUACUUUACGGGAUCAAGCUAUAUCUUCCACUCAUAUGGAAAGCCAACCAAAAGCACCAUCAAGUCCACCAGACGGUCAGGAUUAUCAGACCAAAUCGAUGAGAUUGAUCCUUCGAAGCCUUGGGCUGACUGACCUGAGGAUCAGAGCACGGUCAAAAACGCGGGUCUCAAAAAUCAUAACCACAUUCCGACAAAAAAAGAAUAUUCCUCUGGUCCAAGAAGUUUCAAUAUUAUUUGACGGAGAUCGAUUGGAUCCUAACAUGAGACUCUGCGACUAUGACAUUGAUGAUGAAGAUUUGCUAGAUAUUCAGAUCAAGUUGCAAACCUGA